Molecule: messenger RNA, 1708 nt
Organism: Balaenoptera ricei (Rice's whale)
Lineage: Eukaryota; Metazoa; Chordata; Mammalia; Artiodactyla; Balaenopteridae
Product: killer cell lectin-like receptor 2
Exons: 7
Coding region: 315-1142 (275 amino acids)
Source: RefSeq, a predicted model, not a curated record
UGUAGAUUUCGAAUGCUAUUCUGCAGAGUACCCAAGUGGUUGGUUGGCUGAAAAGGAGGAAGAUAUGGCUCAUGACCAGUUUUCCUUUCUCGUCAACAUCAGCUUUUAUCAUACAAUUUCCUUUUAUCACUUUGGUCAAGAGGAGGGGCAGAAAAUUUUGAGUUGGAGUAUCAUUCAGAGACAGUUCAUUUCUGCCUUCCAUCUUUCAGCCACUCACGCACCCAAGGGAUCUGGGGUUGGAAAGGCCAACUUCUCUCACCUAAUUUUUGGGUCAGCUUUCUCUGCCUGCCUCGCUGCAUGGCACAAAUACAGAGAUGAAUGAUCAAGAAGUGACUUAUUCUGUCCUGAGAUUUCUUCGGUCACCUUCGGAGUCACAAAACAGAUUAAGGCCUGGUAGUACUCAAAGCCCUGGCAAGACUGACGGAAAAGACUCUUCAGUGCCCUGGUGUGGCAUUGCAGUGACUCUUGGGACCCUCUGUUUACUUCUGUUGGUGACAACCGCAGUGUUGGGGACAAAGAUUUUUCAGUAUAUUCAAGAAAAACAUCAACAGGAGGAAACUCUACGGAACCUCAGUCAGAAGUACCAUGUUAUGCAAAAUGAGAGCUACUUAAAAGAACAACUUUUGAUAAAUAAGAAUUUAGAAUAUGAUAUGCUAAAAACUAAAACCCUUCAGCAAGAAAAGGGACUGGACUUACCUCCUACAAAAAAGAAGGGAUGUCAUAAACAAGAGAUCUUUUCAAAGUUUUGGCGAAAUAUAGGCAAACUCAAUGAAGGCCACGGGUGCUGUCCAGGAGUAAACUGUUACUACUUUACCACUGAAAGUAAAGACUGGAAGGGAUGUAAACAGACUUGCCAAAGUUACAAUUCAUCUCUUCUGAAGAUAGAUGAUAAAGAGGAACUGAUCUUCCUUCAAUCCCAGACUUAUCGAAGUUCCUACUGGAUUGGUUUAUCAUUUAAUGAAAGGGAAAGUAAGUGGAAAUGGAUUGACAAUGGCAUAUCUUCUGGACUUAAUUUGGCAAUAAUGACUUCUUCUUCUGGGAGAGGAGAAUGUGCAUUUUUAACCUCAACAAGAAUAGCAAAUAUUGAUUGCUCUAACACCUAUAACUGUAUCUGUGAGAAGAGAAUUGAUUGCUUCAAAUAGACACUAAGGAGAAAAGGUGAAAUGGAAUUUUUUCUUUUUCUGUUGUUGUUGGUUUCCUGUAGUAAUUUUGUUUUUGACUGCAGGACUUUGUCCACUGUAGAAACAGAGAUGAGAUGGAGGACGAAGAAAAUGCUCUUUUGGACUAUGGUUAAAGACAUCAGAUGCCAUCUGUCUUCUUGGGGAAGAGAGAAUCAUUUUGUCUUUGGAGAGCAGUUACCCCUCUCUUUAAUGGCCUUGAGGAAUUACUCUCUCUUUCCCUGAAACAUCCACAGAAUCAAUUAAAGAGCUCUGAUAAAUAGCCUGGGUCUUUUCCUUAUCAAUAGGAUAAAUCAUUUCAAUAGACUCUGGCUUUGAGAGAUCACAGUUAAUAACCAAAAAGUAGUUAUCUUCCCUCCCACCCCAUCUAGAUGCUUGACUCUCAUUAAAAAAAAAUAAUUUUGCUAUAAUUUCAAACUUACUGAAUAGUUGAAACAAUAGUACAAGGAACCUUCAUAUAACCUUUACCCAUAGUUACCAUUUGUUUAUAUUUUACUCUGUGUGCCCUUUAUAGUUUUUUUUUCUCUCUG